Fonsecaea nubica is the source of this 777-nucleotide messenger RNA. RefSeq lists its product as hypothetical. Bases 1 to 777 code for a protein of 258 amino acids. NCBI's taxonomy places the organism in Eukaryota, Fungi, Ascomycota, Eurotiomycetes, Chaetothyriales, Herpotrichiellaceae. The record is from RefSeq and is a predicted model, not a curated record. The transcript is spliced from 3 exons.
AUGGAAACUCAGCCAUGCAUUCUUUACUACGACCGGCGUUCGAUAUGUAGCUCGAUGGUACGGUAUACGCUUGCCUGUGCAGGGUCGCCAGGAAAGAAUUGCUUGUCCCUCUCACCGGAACUUCGAGAGAUCGACAUUUACAAGGGCGAACAGCUCUCCGAAUCAUAUCUAUGUGAAGUGAAUCCCAAAGGCCAGGUUCCGUCCCUGUCGAGUCCGGGAUUCUUCGAAAAGCCAAUGACCGACAGUCUCGACAUCACCCUCUGGCUAUGCGAGAGACACCCUAACCUGAGACCUGCGGAGUAUGCAGACGACAUUAACAGAUUACUUCGAGAUCUGCACGCCAUCAACUUUUUCACUCUGUCAAUGAGAAAUCGUCCACAGAGAGCAGAGAUGCUGGAGGGCACGAUCCUCGCAAGGCUGGACGCACCAGACCUCUCGGACAGGCACAAGAAAGCCUUGGAGUACAAGUUGACCGUAACCCGUUCGGAAAAGGUCGACGGCGUGCGCCCGGAAGUCAUCAAAGAGGAAACCGAGCGGGCGCGUGCUUUUCUCAGUGAAAUCGACCACGUCAGACAGUCCCACAACGACAAGGACUUGACGGGGGAGGCAUGGGUCUUUGGCACCGCGGUGUCGACUGCGCUGGACACUACCUUGAUCUGUCUCCUGGCCAGGCUGAUGGAUGUCCAGUUAGAAGAGAUCGUCCCGCCGGCGUUGUUGGAGAUGGUACGAUCGGUGAGGGAGACGGCCGCGUUCAAGGCCAUCUGGUCGUCGUUGUAG